GGACGGAGGACAUAAUACUGUUUUGGAGCCCAGAUUACAUCUCAGUUAUAAUUUCAAGCCAAAUAGAAGGGCGUCCACCUCCGAAUUUAUUUAAGCAGGAUCACUUUAAUUUUCAGAGUUCACACACACACACACAGUCACAUACUACUAUAUCUCUCUCCACUUCCUCCAUUCCCCCAUACUCUCAACGUCUCAUUACUACACCCACUGGACUAAACCAACCACAUUCAUUAUUUAUCCAACAAUGAGGCUGUUUUUGGCCGCCAUUUUCAUAUCCCUGGCGGUGGGUUUCGUGAAUGCCUGCUCGCCGGCGGACAAGGCGGCAUUGUUAGCUUUCAAAGCUGCCUUGAACGAGCCUUACUUGAAGAUCUUCGAUUCCUGGAAGCCCAGCAGCACCAAAUGCUGUUCCGACUUCUACGGCGUCAGCUGUGACCCCACCACCGGCCGAGUCGCCGACAUUAUCCUCCGGGGAGAAUCCGAGGACCCCAUCUUCGAAAAGGCCGGCCGGUCCGGUUACAUGACCGGUUCCCUCUCUCCUGCUCUGUGCAAACUCGACCGUCUCAGCACCCUCAUCGUUGCUGACUGGAAAGCCAUCUCCGGCGAAAUCCCGGCUUGCAUUCCGUCGUCCCUCCCCAAACUACGGAUCCUCGACCUCGCCGGGAACCAGAUCUCUGGGAAGAUUCCGGCCGAUAUUGGGUCGCUGGGCCGGCUCACCGUCCUCAACCUCGCUGACAACAGGAUCUCCGGCUGUAUCCCGGCGUCGAUUGUCAACCUCGGAAGCCUCAUGCACCUGGACCUCAACAACAACCAGCUCACCGGAGCAAUCCCGUCCGACAUCGGAAAACUCACGAUGAUGAGCCGGGCUUUGUUGAGCAAGAACCAACUCACCGGCUCGAUCCCGGUUUCGUUCUCCAACAUCUAUAGGCUGGCGGAUUUGGAUUUAUCCAUGAACAAGCUUUCGGGUUUGAUCCCGGGUCAGUUCGGGUCAAUGCGGGUCCUCUCCACCCUCAACUUGGAUAGCAAUCAAUUCUACGGCAACAUUCCGAGCAGCUUGCUGAGUAGUUCCGGCUUGAAUGUUUUGAACACUAGCCGGAACAAUUUGGAGGGCGAAUUGCCGGAUGUUUUCGGGCCGGAAACUUACUUCUCCGUCCUGGAUUUAUCGUACAACAAAUUCAAGGGUCCGAUUCCAAAGUCAUUAUCAUCGGUCAGGUAUAUUGGACAUCUGGAUUUGAGCUAUAAUCAUCUAUGUGGAACCAUUCCGAUUGGAGAACCAUUCGAACAUCUUGGAGCUUCUUCCUUUGCUAAUAAUGAUUGUUUAUGUGGCUCCCCGUUACGUACUUGUUGAGAUUAAUUGAGACGAAAGAUCUUGGUUAAUUAUAUUAUGGGGGCAAUAUUAUUAUUUGUUUAAUUUCUGUAAUUUAAUUAGCCGAAUCAAUGUCGGUUAAAUUGGUGAUAGUGUAAUACUUAUUUUUGCUUGUAAUUUAAGCUUCUUUUUUUUUUGGGGUACAAUUCCCUAAGCUUUUCUUCUCGAAACGUGAUUCUAAAAUUAUUGUAAUGUUGUAUUAUUAUUUGUUUGUUUGUAAAGUUACAUAACAGCAUGCACGUGAAAAGACGUGAGCUUUCCAUUUCGAUGGAAUUAUUUACGUAAUUGGUAAGUCCCGUUGCAUGUGUUGUUUGUACGUAUAUACGUAUAUAUAUAUAUAUAUAUAGUUAUAUACUUUAGCUAGCUUUAGUUCUUCCUGUUUUUAUUGAUUAAUUAAUUUAUAAAGUUAUUCC
Oldenlandia corymbosa var. corymbosa is the source of this 1776-nucleotide messenger RNA. NCBI's taxonomy places the organism in Eukaryota, Viridiplantae, Streptophyta, Magnoliopsida, Gentianales, Rubiaceae. The record is from the annotation of a GenBank genome assembly.